GUUUGACCAACCGCCAAAAACUCCAACGAAGAAGAAGAAGAAGAAGAGGAAGAGGAUGGCGGCCAAAGAAGAUUUUAACUUGGGCAGAAAUGUUUGUGAAGGAGCAACUAGACCCGGCAAAACACGAUACACGGACAGGUCAGUCCCAAAGGAGCUGCAGAGGUCCUGAGAUCACACUCCAGCUGGUAUGGCUAAGAGCAAGACCGACCCCUGCAGGAGGCUGCCCUGACCUGGCCGAGUCCCAGCAGACAGAGCUGUCCCACUGGUGUGAUGGGGGGGGAAGGGAACCCCCUAAUUAAGAUGUUGCUGCUCCCACCCAACAGGCGUUCCACAAUAAAGCAGAGCUGUCAAAGUGGAGAGAACCAGCAGGACUAUAAAGCAGCCUUCAAGUGUCUCUGGACUGCUUGUUGGAGGGAACUGAGGAAACUUUUCGAGAGUCUCUCCAAGUACCUGGCCCCAUAGAAACAAUGAGUGACGUGCUGGACGAGGGUUCUUUCAUGUUCACGUCGGAGUCUGUAGGAGAGGGACAUCCAGACAAGAUUUGUGACCAGAUCAGUGAUGCCGUCCUGGACGCUCACCUGAAGCAGGACCCAGAUGCCAAAGUGGCCUGUGAGACGGUGUGCAAGACCGGCAUGGUGUUGCUCUGUGGAGAGAUCACAUCUCGGGCCAACGUGGACUACCAGAGGGUGGUGAGGGACGCCAUCAAACACAUCGGCUACGACAACUCUGACAAAGGUUUUGACUAUAAGACAUGUAAUGUGCUGGUGGCUCUGGAGCAGCAGAGUCCGGACAUUGCUCAGGGGGUCCACGUUGACAGAUUGGAGGAGGACAUUGGAGCCGGAGACCAGGGUCUGAUGUUCGGCUACGCCACGGAUGAGACAGAGGAGUGCAUGCCUCUCACCAUCGUCUUAGCCCACAGACUCAACUCAAAGAUGGCUGAGCUCAGACGCAGUGGCGCCAUCGCCUGGCUGCGUCCCGACUCUAAAACACAGGUGACGGUACAUUAUGACCAGAAGGACGGAGCUGUGAUCCCCAAGAGAGUUCACACCAUCGUGAUCUCUGUCCAGCACGAUGACUGCAUCUCUCUGGAGGAACAGAAGAGUGUCCUCAAGGAGAAGGUGAUCAAAGCCGUGGUUCCUGCUAAAUAUUUGGAUGACAAGACCAUCUACCACCUCCAGCCUAGCGGUCGCUUCGUCAUCGGAGGACCUCAGGGUGAUGCUGGUGUGACAGGCAGGAAGAUCAUUGUAGACACAUACGGAGGUUGGGGCGCUCACGGUGGCGGAGCUUUCUCCGGCAAAGACUUCUCAAAGGUGGACCGCUCUGCUGCCUACGCUGCCCGCUGGGUGGCCAAGUCUCUGGUCAAAGCCAAACUGUGCAGGAGAGUUCUGGUUCAGGUGUCUUAUGCUAUCGGAGUGGCCCGACCUCUGUCCAUCUCCUUGUUCACCUACGGUUCCUCCCAGAAAACAGAGUCAGAGCUGCUCCAGAUUGUCAACAAGAACUUUGAUCUGCGGCCAGGAGUCAUUGUCAGGGAACUGAACCUGAAGAGACCAAUCUACCAGCAGACAGCCUCUUAUGGCCACUUUGGUCGACCAGAGUUUACUUGGGAGACGCCCAAAAAGCUUGUCUACUAAAUACUCCACCUGCUUGUCCUGAUCCACUCACCUGGAAGCUGUACGAGGACAUUUUUUAAUAGGAAGAAGAAAAGCCAAAGUUAGGGAUAAGUCAGCUUUAAAGAGGUGAGAACAUAAUUAUAUGCACGAGUGGCCAACGGACAUAUAAUGGGACACUCUCCCAAUGAGAAGAGAGACAUUGCAGAGGACAUCUCAGUAACUAGUAAUCCCCCACCCCCCAUGCAAGUAUUGGUGCUUUAGAAGUAUACUAGUCAAAGAUCUUCCCUGGUAACAUAAAGGAACAUCACAGCAAAUAAAAUCCUCUGAAGAUAAAAACCUCUACCCCACUAGAAGCAGUGAUUUACCUCAAAGCUGCAAAUGUUCCUUUACGUACAGAAACCACCUCAGUGCUUCAUUUACAAAAAUUGCUAUUGACAACGACAAGUAUCUCAUCAGUGACUAUCACAUGAAUGAAAUAAGUAAUUGUUGCUCAACCAAAGGCUCAGCUUUAGAAGAAAAUGUAAUUUUUUUUGUCAUGACUGUAAAAUUCCUUUCCUAAGUCUUAUUUUGUAAUGUGUGCUACAGAAAGCUGUUUGCACUGUUACAAUCACCGUAGUACGACAAGACAGGUCAUUAAAACAUGGAGAGAGCUCUUAUCUCUGAAGCAUUUGUUACAAUAAAUCAAAUGUAAAAUAGCCAUGCAGUCUUAGUUUCCAUACUGCUCUUCUUUUCUGUCAUCCUUUCGUUUUAAUAUCAAGCUGCUUUUUUGCCGCACAGCUCACCUGGUGGCUGAUUUGUACCUUUAUGUCUUUUUUUUUUAUUUACCUGCAGGCCUGCUACUGUGACUGAGUCUGUAGAUGUGACUCAUUUUAGCAAAUAACUUGAAGUCUCUUCUCUCUUUGCUCUCUGCAGUGGAUUACCCAGCUGCACACCAAUGAGACUAAAGCAUUUAGUGCACCGCUGAUGUCUUAAAAUUGCUGCAUUUUUACAAUGUUAUGAGCCUAUGCUAAUCCAAGUCAAUAUCUGACAGCACACCUUGGUGCAGAUCUCCUUCUAUAUCUUUGACAAAUUUACUUAAUUUCUAACUCAAUUGCAGACUGAGAUCCUUCCCUUUGGAUUUAGAAGGGAACAGGGAGUGUUUAUUAAAAUAUAUUUCUAAACAGGGCAUUUAGAAAAUUGAAUUUUAUGUCUGCUUAUGCCAGUGCUUUAACUCAAAGUAAUAUAAUUCUUUACUUCUGAUAGGAUUUAGGAAGUGUGAAAACUACUCACCUUAAAACUUCAUGUCUGUAGAGGUCCAAUAUUUUGUGGUGCGUGUAACAACCCGUGCGUUCAGCUACAGCCGACAUUAUUUUGUAAGAGAGGUUUUCUCUAUUUAAUGUGUUGAUCUGUGUCAUCUUCUGUCAACUCUGUUGGAAAAGAAACUGGACAAUGUAAAUAAUUAAACAAUAAAGAAUAUUGAAGAUAUAAA
Molecule: messenger RNA, 3078 nt
Organism: Sebastes umbrosus (honeycomb rockfish)
Lineage: Eukaryota; Metazoa; Chordata; Actinopteri; Perciformes; Sebastidae
Gene: mat1a
Product: methionine adenosyltransferase I, alpha
Exons: 13
Coding region: 468-1631 (387 amino acids)
Biological process (GO): S-adenosylmethionine biosynthetic process
Cellular component (GO): cytosol
Molecular function (GO): methionine adenosyltransferase activity; ATP binding
Source: RefSeq, a predicted model, not a curated record